UUUAAAUGUAAUAAUCCUAAACACUCUUCAGAAUAAGUAUUGCAUCUUCUUUUUAACUAGAUCUGAUGGAUUGCAUAAUCUAAGGCUAAAACAAUAAAGGAGGAUUAUAUCUAGGUAAUCUAGACAGUGCUGGAAAUGGAUAUUUAUUAAAUCACUAUAAAAUUUGUUCCAUUUUAGCUGCAAUGAGUACUUAAGAAUAUAUAUAUGAUGGAAACAUCUCAUCUAUGGUAUCAAUCUAAGUCUAAUCACUAUUUAGUUCAUCAGAGUAGAUGAUGCUGAUUUUGUUAAUUUAAGCUAGUUUUUUUAAUAGGCCUUUGAUUUUAUAGAUUACCAUCGAUAAUUUACAAAUGUUCUUGUGCAUUGCUAUGCUGGAAUCUCAAGAUCAGCUACUAUUGUAAUUGCUUAUCUCAUGAAAACUUUUAAAAUGUCUUUGAUUUAGGCAUUUAAAUAUGUUCAAACACAAAGACCUAUUAUUAAUCCAAAUCCUGGUUUUAUGAAAUAACUCUAAUCAUUUGAAGCUUAGAUUUUUUGUUUUAAUUUUCUUAGACAUUCUUAAAUACUCUCAAAUGAAAUAACAACAUUCUAGAAUAGUUUAACAUUAAAUUAACAAAAGGAAUUUUUUAUUAAAAAUGCUCAAUCUCAAUAAUAUCCAAUUAAUUCUUCAUAAUUUUUUGGAGAAUUUUAGGAUUAGAAUCACAAAUAAUAAAAUUUUGAAAAAAAUAAUCAAAUGUAUUAUUUUAAUUAUAUAACUUUAAUUAGGAAUUCACAAUACCAAAUCGUUUCUCAUUAAUUCCUUCCAUAAAGCUAAUUUCAAAGGAUUUAAGUACGUCAGGGAUCAAAUAACCUUUAUUCCAAUUAGUAAAAUUUUGAAUUUAUAUAAAAUUGA
Paramecium sonneborni is the source of this 886-nucleotide messenger RNA. The record is from the annotation of a GenBank genome assembly. Lineage: Eukaryota; Ciliophora; Oligohymenophorea; Peniculida; Parameciidae.